UCGCAGUUUAUGUUUGGAAUUAAAGCGUGUAUUUAAUGCUUAUUCUGUCCGGCUUCAUCCUGUUUCAAACAAUCAGACUUUAAAAAAAAUUUUAAAAGUAUUUUCUUGAAUGUCUCCCCGGUUUUUUUUUGCUCCACUUCCCCUGCCCGACUUCUUGUCUCCGCCCACACAUUCCUGUGUGUCUGCCGUUUCGGGAGGAGAGAAAAGGGAAAAGGGAUCCGGCUGGAAACAGUCUGUGGACCUCGAACCGGAGAGGAGAUGAUCCCAAACAAUAACAACAACAUUUCUCAGCCUGAAUCCGACCCAUGAGAAAGCAGCUGUUUACACAAACUAGUGCUCAAUUCAUUUUUUUUUAAUCAAACAAGUUAUUUUUUUUAACUUUUAUUUAAGUUUUGAGUUGAUUUUAAAAAAAAACCCAAACUUUAAGCCAGAGAGGAGAGGAAGAAGACGAAAGGAAGGGAAAAUCAUGGAGAUCCUGGACAGCAGCGAGUCGUUGCUCCACUGGGACAGAAACCUGAGCGAGCUGUCGGAGGCCGGGGAGCUGGACUCCGUGCUCUACACCAAUCACUUCUGUGAGCUCCUGGACGACCUCUCCCCGGACGCUUUGCUGGGCCAGCUGCUCAGCGACCCCUUCCUGUCUGGGGACAAAGGCGGCGUGGAGUCCAUGGAGGGAGAGGACGGCUGCGAGCUGUCCCCGUCGUCUCCUCUGCCCCCGCACAUCACCACCGAGCACAGCUACUCGCUGUGUGGAGACAGCCGGCCUCAGUCGCCGCUGUCGCACCUCACCGGAGAGCACUGCAGCGAAGCAGAGUCUGAUGGAGACUCCCCUGAGUGGGCCAUGGAGCAGGAAGAGGCCAUUGAGGGCCUCCUUUGUGUGACUCCUUCUCUGCUCCCCACUCUUUCGUUCUCUCUGGCCUCCAGUGAGGACCCUCGUGGGCCUGAGGGCCCCGCUUUGGCCCCUGUGGCCCAAACAGCAGCCAGCAGCAUCACCAACCAAGGCAAAGCAAUCAAGAUUAAGGAGGAGAAAAUUAUCCCUGAGAUUAAGCUGGAGCCUCAUGAAGUGGACCAGUUCCUCAAUUUUUCACCCAAAGGCCUGGAGUCCCUGAGGAUGCCUCCCACUCCUCCCAGUUCCCACGGCAGUGACUCUGAGGGCAGCCAGAGCCCCGUCCACGCCCCUCCCAGUAUGUCCUGCCCCACCUCCCCCAGCAGCCCACCUCCGCCUCAGGCCAGCGUCAAGGUGUCUCCGCGCGCCGCGUCCUCCCUGUCCAACUCCCCGCUGCUCACCGCUCCUCAUAAGUUACAGGGGUCUGGGCCGCUGAUCCUGACCGAGGAGGAGCGUCGAACGCUGGUGGCCGAAGGUUAUUCUGUUCCUACCAAACUGCCGCUCACCAAAGCAGAAGAGAAGGCACUAAAGAAGAUCCGCCGGAAAAUCAAGAACAAGAUUUCAGCUCAAGAGAGUCGCAGGAAGAAGAAAGAAUACAUGGAUGCUCUGGAGAAAAAGGUGGAGACAUGCUCCAAUGAGAACAACGAGCUACGCAGGAAAGUGGAAACUCUCGAGUGCACAAACAAGUCUUUGCUGCAGCAGCUGCAGGCUCUGCAGGCGAUGGUGGCAGGAAAAAUCCAGAAGUCGUGCAGGAUGGCAGGCACCCAGACAUCCUCAUGCUUAAUGGUGGUCGUGUUGUGUUUCGCUCUGUUUCUGGGGAGUUUUUACCCGAGCAGCUUCACUCUGUCAUCAAGCAUCACUGAAACAGGCGUGCCAUCCAGACAGAUGCCUGAAUCCUACACAGCUACAGUGAAAAGCAGGAGUUUGCUGUCGACCUUCGAGGACGAGCAGCCGCACCUCCUGGGCCUCGGCGGCGAAUACCCCGAGCAGUGGGAGGACGCGCCGGCCGUCGUCAUGGCAACGUGGCGCCGUUCAGAGCAGCAGAAACUCGGCUCCGAACCGAACCGAGCGGAGAGGCACCCGCCUUUCAGGAACAAAAGCAACGACACGCAGAAGAACCUGCUGCUAGACCUGCACAGGUCGCAGACGGCGAACAGGAGCAGCAGUAAAGUUUUAGAGCUGGAUCGAUCGGUCAACGAGACUUCCUGAGGUCUCACUUCGCCCCAUCCUAAAAGAUUUCUCUGGAGCUUUUUCAUGUGUCCGGAAGCAGCAGCGCCCCCUGUUGACUGACUGAGGUCCGACGCCACCUCUGCUCCAUCAAAUACACUGAAAUUGUAAUAACAAAGAGGCACUGGUUGCCUUGUAUUUCUGAAUUAAAAGUAAAGUUGCACUGAUGGUUUCCGACUUGCUAUAUAUAUAUAUAUAUAUAUAUAUAUAUAAACUCAGAGCAGUGUGGCGUUAUUCCAGAGGAAAUUAUUUUAAAAUUCGACAUGUGAGGCUUUUUACGGGACACUGAUGAUCGUGUAUGAUGAGUCGUGUAUUUAUAGAAACUUUUUUUAUUUCAUUUCUUAAAUGCUUUCAUCCCAUUUUGAUACUAGCUUGUGUUCAUACAUUAUUUUAAUAUUUUAUUUGUAUUCUUUUAUAUUAUAUAUGUAUGUAUUUACGUUUCUGGGGAAUUUGUAUUUAGUCCCGUUGAGAAAAACAAAACCAAGAUUAAUAUUAAGGAUGUUUUCUCAUGUUCAGUUUUGGCUUGUUUGUGUCUUUUGACAGUAUUUUCCUCAAUAAAUGCAAAGAAAAGUGGGGGAAACACUAUUUUAGCUCGUCUGCAGCUUUAGGCUCCUUUUUUAUUCAGUGUCCUUCUGAGGUAUUUAGGUUUGUAUUUGAUUAAAUUUGCCUUUCUUAAAGUAAAAAGACAUUUAAUCAUCGUAAUUCAGCGUUGACCAAAAAUACAUCUUAUAAACUUGGAAAAAAGUUUCUAUUUUUGUAAAUGUGGGUUGUUAAAUGAGGAAAAUUUAAAUGUGUCGGGACGAUCUAUAAUUCAUCCCUGCUCUCUAUUUUUGGCUCUGUUCUGUUGAUAAAUUAUGAACGCUGGCUUUUUGAGCAUUAAAGCAACAUUUUCUCCCUCUCAGAUGUCCUGUUGUCCUGUUUAGCUUAGCCAGUUCAUCAAUAAAGAUAUUGAUGUGAAGCACUGAUGAUCAGUCGUGUACAGUACAUUCCUCACAGUCAGUGCCUUUGGAAACAAACUGGUUCCACUUUGUAAAAAGAACUUCUGUGUUUUUGUGGCUCCCAUGUAAAGUCAGUCUGAACUAGUCUCUUUCUUCUUGCUUUGGAAGUGAAUAAAGUAUUUUCCGUAGUAAAAGCA
Molecule: messenger RNA, 3245 nt
Organism: Xiphophorus couchianus (Monterrey platyfish)
Lineage: Eukaryota; Metazoa; Chordata; Actinopteri; Cyprinodontiformes; Poeciliidae
Gene: creb3l2
Product: cAMP responsive element binding protein 3-like 2
Exons: 12
Coding region: 467-2092 (541 amino acids)
Biological process (GO): regulation of transcription by RNA polymerase II
Molecular function (GO): DNA-binding transcription factor activity, RNA polymerase II-specific; cAMP response element binding
Source: RefSeq, a predicted model, not a curated record